CGGACGCCUCGGUCCUCCGCAUCCAGCCUGGACGUGCGCCUCUGGGCGCCCUAGCCGCCCCUAGCUCCGGAGGCCCGCAGCCAUGAGCGAAAUGUCCAGCUUUCUUCACAUCGGGGACAUCGUCUCCCUGUACGCCGAGGGCUCGGUCAAUGGCUUCAUCAGCACUUUGGGGCUGGUGGAUGACCGCUGUGUGGUGGAGCCUGCUGCUGGGGACCUGGACAACCCCCCUAAGAAGUUCCGAGACUGCCUCUUCAAGGUGUGCCCCAUGAGCCGCUACUCGGCCCAGAAGCAGUACUGGAAGGCCAAGCAGACCAAGCAGGACAAGGAGAAGAUCGCAGACGUGGUGCUGCUGCAGAAGCUGCAGCACGCAGCCCAGAUGGAGCAGAAGCAGAACGACACGGAGAACAAGAAGGUGCACGGGGACGUGGUGAAGUACGGCAGCGUCGUGCAGCUCCUGCACAUGAAGAGCAACAAGUACCUGACGGUGAACAAGCGGCUGCCGGCCCUGCUGGAGAAGAACGCCAUGCGGGUGACGCUCGACGCCACGGGCAACGAGGGCUCCUGGCUCUUCAUCCAGCCCUUCUGGAAGCUGCGGAGCAACGGGGACAACGUGGUCGUGGGGGACAAGGUGAUCCUGAAUCCGGUCAACGCGGGGCAGCCUCUGCACGCCAGCAACUACGAGCUCAGUGACAACGCCGGCUGCAAGGAGGUCAACUCCGUGAACUGCAACACCAGCUGGAAGAUCAACCUGUUUAUGCAGUUCCGGGACCACCUGGAGGAGGUGUUGAAAGGGGGAGAUGUGGUGCGGCUGUUCCACGCGGAGCAGGAGAAAUUCCUGACGUGUGACGAGUACAAGGGCAAGCUGCAGGUGUUCCUGCGCACCACACUGCGCCAGUCCGCCACCUCGGCCACCAGUUCCAACGCCCUCUGGGAGGUGGAGGUGGUCCACCAUGACCCCUGCCGUGGAGGAGCUGGCCACUGGAACGGCCUGUACCGCUUCAAGCACCUGGCCACGGGCAACUACCUGGCUGCGGAGGAGAACCCCAGCUACAAAGGCGAUGCCUCGGAUCCCAAGGCGGCAGGAGCGGGUGCCCAGGGCCGCACAGGCCGCAGGAACGCCGGGGAGAAGAUCAAGUACCGCCUGGUGGCCGUGCCCCACGGCAACGACAUCGCCUCCCUCUUCGAGCUGGAUCCCACCACGCUGCAGAAAACCGAUUCCUUUGUGCCCCGGAACUCCUACGUGCGGCUGCGGCACCUGUGCACCAACACAUGGAUCCAGAGCUCCAACGUGCCCAUCGACAUCGAGGAGGAGCGGCCCAUCCGGCUCAUGCUGGGCACCUGCCCCACCAAGGAGGACAAGGAGGCCUUUGCCAUCGUGUCGGUGCCCGUGUCUGAGAUUCGCGACCUGGACUUUGCCAACGAUGCCAGCUCCAUGCUGGCCAGCGCCGUGGAGAAGCUCAGCGAAGGCUUCAUCAGCCAGAAUGACCGCAGGUUUGUCAUUCAGCUGCUGGAGGACCUAGUGUUUUUUGUCAGCGACGUCCCCAACAAUGGGCAGAACGUGCUGGACGUCAUGGUCACCAGGCCCAACCGGGAGCGGCAGAAGCUGAUGAGGGAGCAGAACAUCCUCAAACAGAUCUUCGGCAUUCUGAAGGCCCCGUUCCGCGACAAGGGGGGUGAGGGCCCCCUGGUGCGGCUGGAGGAGCUGUCAGACCAGAAGAAUGCCCCGUACCAGCACAUGUUCCGCCUCUGCUACCGCGUGCUGCGCCACUCCCAGGAGGACUACCGCAAGAACCAGGAGCACAUUGCCAAGCAGUUUGGGAUGAUGCAGUCCCAGAUCGGCUACGACAUCCUGGCCGAGGACACCAUCACCGCGCUCCUGCACAACAACCGCAAACUGCUGGAGAAGCACAUCACCAAGACCGAGGUGGAGACCUUCGUCAGCCUCGUGCGCAAGAACCGCGAGCCCAGGUUCCUGGACUACCUCUCUGACCUGUGCGUGUCCAACCACAUCGCCAUCCCCGUGACGCAGGAGCUCAUCUGCAAGUGUGUGCUGGACCCCAAGAACAGCGACAUCCUCAUCCAGACCGAGCUGCGGCCCGUGAAGGAGAUGGCACAGUCGCAUGAGUACCUGAGCAUCGAGUACUCGGAGGAGGAAGUGUGGCUCACGUGGACCGACAAGAAUAAUGAGCACCACGAGAAGAGCGUGAGGCAGCUGGCCCAGGAGGCGCGCGCCGGCAACGCCCACGACGAGAACGUGCUCAGCUACUACAGGUACCAGCUGAAGCUCUUCGCCCGCAUGUGCCUGGAUCGGCAGUACCUGGCCAUCGACGAGAUCUCCCAGCAGCUGGGCGUGGACCUCAUCUUCCUGUGCAUGGCCGACGAGAUGCUGCCCUUCGACCUGCGCGCCUCCUUCUGCCACCUGAUGCUGCGCGUGCACGUGGACCGCGACCCGCAGGAGCUGGUGACGCCCGUCAAGUUCGCCCGUCUCUGGACUGAGAUCCCCACAGCCAUCACCAUCAAGGACUAUGAUUCCAACCUCAACGCCUCGCGAGACGACAAGAAGCACAAGUUCGCCAGCACCAUGGAGUUCGUGGAGGACUACCUCAACAGCGUCGUCAGCGAGGCCGUGCCCUUCGCCAACGAGGAGAAGAACAAGCUCACCUUCGAGGUGGUCAGCCUGGCGCACAAUCUCAUCUACUUCGGCUUCUACAGCUUCAGCGAGCUGCUGCGGCUCACUCGCACACUGCUCAGCAUCAUCGACUGCGUGCAGGGGCCCCCGGCCAUGCUGCAGGCCUACGAGGACCCAGGAGGCAAGAAUGUGCGGCGCUCCAUCCAGGGCGUGGGCCACAUGAUGUCCACCAUGGUGCUCAGCCGCAAGCAGUCUGUCUUCGGCGGCCCCGGCCUGCCCGCUGGCGCUGGCACCGCGGAGCCGCUGGACCGGAGCAAGUUCGAGGAGAAUGAGGACAUCGUGGUGAUGGAGACCAAGCUGAAGAUCCUGGAGAUCCUACAGUUCAUCCUUAACGUCCGCCUGGACUACCGCAUCUCCUACCUGCUGUCUGUCUUCAAGAAGGAGUUCGUGGAGGUGUUCCCCAUGCAGGACAGCGGCGCGGACGGCACGGCCCCCGCCUUCGACUCCACCACCGCCAACAUGAACCUGGACCGCAUUGGGGACCAGGCGGAGGCCAUGUUUGGAGUGGGGAAGAGCAGCAGCAUGCUGGAAGUGGACGACGAGGGCGGCCGCAUGUUCCUGCGGGUGCUCAUCCACCUGACCAUGCACGACUACGCCCCGCUCGUCUCGGGCGCCCUCCAGCUGCUCUUCAAGCACUUCAGCCAGCGCCAGGAGGCCAUGCACACGUUCAAGCAGGUGCAGCUGCUCAUCUCAGCCCAGGACGUGGAGAACUACAAGGUGAUCAAGUCCGAGCUGGACCGGCUGCGGACCAUGGUGGAGAAGUCAGAGCUGUGGGUGGACAAGAAGGGCAGUGGCAAGGGCGAGGAGGUGGAGGCGGGGGCCGCCAAGGACAAGAAGGAGCGGCCCAUGGAUGAGGAGGGCUUCCUGCCCCCAGCCGGGGAGAAGAGCAGCGAGAACUACCAGAUCGUCAAGGGCAUCCUGGAGCGGCUGAACAAGAUGUGCGGGGUCGGCGAGCAGAUGAGGAAGAAGCAGCAGCGGCUGCUCAAGAACAUGGACGCCCACAAGGUCAUGCUGGACCUGCUGCAGGUCCCCUACGACAAGGGUGACGCCAAGAUGAUGGAGAUCCUGCGCUACACGCACCAGUUCCUGCAGAAGUUCUGUGCGGGGAACCCGGGCAACCAGGCCCUGCUGCACAAGCACCUGCACCUCUUCCUCACGCCGGGGCUCCUGGAGGCGGAGACCAUGCAGCACAUCUUCCUGAACAACUACCAGCUGUGCUCGGAGAUCAGUGAGCCCGUGCUGCAGCACUUCGUGCACCUGCUGGCCACCCACGGGCGCCACGUGCAGUACCUGGACUUCCUGCACACCGUCAUCAAGGCCGAGGGCAAGUACGUCAAGAAGUGCCAGGACAUGAUCAUGACCGAGCUGACCAACGCAGGGGACGACGUGGUUGUGUUCUACAAUGACAAGGCCUCACUGGCCCACCUGCUGGAGAUGAUGAAGGGAGCCCGGGACGGCGUGGAGGACCAGAGCCCCCUCAUGUACCACAUCUCCCUGGUGGACCUGCUGGCCGCCUGCGCCGAGGGCAAGAACGUCUACACGGAGAUCAAGUGCACCUCCCUGCUGCCCCUGGAGGAUGUGGUGUCGGUGGUCACGCACGAGGACUGCAUCACCGAGGUGAAAAUGGCCUAUGUGAACUUCGUGAACCACUGCUACGUGGACACGGAGGUGGAGAUGAAGGAGAUCUACACCAGCAACCACAUCUGGACGCUCUUCGAAAGCUUCACCCUGGACAUGGCUCGGGUGUGCAGUAAGCGGGAGAAGCGGCUGGCCGACCCCACCCUCGAGAAGUACGUGCUGACCGUGGUGCUGGACACGGUCCACGCCUUCUUCAGCUCCCCGUUCUCCGAGAACAGUACCUCCCUGCAGACGCACCAGACGAUCGUGGUCCAGCUGCUGCAGUCCACCAUGCGGCUGCUCGAGUGUCCGUGGCUGCAGCAGCAGCACAAGGGCUCGGUGGAGGCCUGCAUCCGGACCCUCGCCAUGGUGGCCAAGAGUCGGGCCAUCCUGCUGCCCAUGGACCUGGAUGCCCACAUCAGCUCGCUGCUGAGCAGCGGGGCCAGCUGUGCGGCUGCCGCCCAGCGGAACGCAUCCAACUACAAGGCAGCCACACGGGCCUUCCCCCGUGUCGCCCCCACCGCCAACCAGUGGGACUACAAGAACAUCAUCGAGAAGCUGCAGGACAUCAUCACAGCCCUGGAGGAGCGGCUGAGGCCCCUGGUGCAGGCGGAGCUGUCCGUGCUGGUGGACGUCCUGCACUGGCCCGAGCUGCUCUUCCUGGAGGGCAGCGAAGCCUACCAGCGCUGCGAGAGUGGCGGCUUCCUGUCCAAGCUGAUCCAGCACACCAAGGACCUCAUGGAGUCCGAGGAGAAGCUGUGCAUCAAGGUGCUGCGCACCCUGCAGCAGAUGCUGCUCAAGAAGGCCAAGUACGGGGAGCGGGGCAACCAGCUGCGCAAGAUGCUGCUGCAGAACUACCUGCAGAACCGGAAGUCCAGCUCACGGGGGGACCUUCCGGACCCCAUGGGCAUUGGCCUGGACCAAGACUGGUCAGCCAUUGCGGCCACCCAGUGCCGGCUGGACAAGGAGGGGGCCACCAAGCUGGUGUGUGACCUCAUCACCAGUACCAAGAACGAGAAGAUCUUCCAGGAGAGCAUCGGCCUGGCCAUCCGCCUGCUAGACGGUGGCAACACGGAGAUCCAGAAAUCCUUCUACAACCUGAUGACCAGCGACAAGAAGUCGGAGCGCUUCUUCAAGGUGCUGCAUGACCGCAUGAAGCGGGCGCAGCAGGAGACCAAGUCCACGGUGGCCGUGAACAUGAACGACCUGGGCAGCCAGCCACGGGAGGACCCCACGGCCAAAGGUCAGGGCCUGGGGGCCGGGCCGGGAGGCGGGGCUGGUGCUCCAGCCGACGCCCCUCCUCACCGGGCCUCGCCCCCUGCAGGCCGGGUGGCUUCCUUCUCCAUGCCCAGCUCCUCCUCCCGCUACUCGCUGGGCCCCAGCCUGCCCCGGGGGCACGAGGUGGGUGAGCGCGUGCAGAGCGAGAUGGGCACCUCCGUGCUCAUCAUGCAGCCCAUCCUGCGCUUCCUGCAGCUGCUGUGCGAGAACCACAACCGGGACCUGCAGAACUACCUGCGCUGUCAGAACAACAAGACCAACUACAACCUGGUGUGCGAGACCCUGCAGUUCCUGGACAUCAUGUGCGGCAGCACCACGGGGGGCCUGGGGCUGCUGGGGCUCUACAUCAACGAGGACAACGUGGGCCUGGUCAUCCAGACCUUGGAGACCCUCACCGAGUACUGCCAGGGCCCCUGCCACGAGAACCAGACCUGCAUCGUGACGCACGAGUCCAACGGCAUAGACAUCAUCACCGCCCUGAUCCUCAAUGACAUCAGCCCCCUGUGCAAGUACCGCAUGGAUCUGGUGCUGCAGCUCAAGGACAACGCCUCCAAGCUGCUGUUGGCACUGAUGGAGAGCCGGCACGACAGUGAGAACGCCGAGCGCAUCCUCAUUAGCCUGCGGCCCCAGGAGCUGGUGGACGUCAUCAAGAAGGCCUACCUGCAGGAGGAGGAGCGUGAGAACUCGGAGGUGAGCCCACGGGAAGUGGGCCACAACAUCUACAUCCUGGCACUGCAGCUCUCCAGGCACAACAAACAGCUGCAGCACCUGCUGAGGCCCGUGAGGCGCAUCCAAGAGGAGGAAGCCGAGGGCAUCUCUUCCAUGCUCAGCCUCAACAACAAGCAGCUGUCACAGAUGCUCAAGUCCUCGGCGCCCGCGCAGGAGGAGGAAGAGGACCCCCUGGCCUACUACGAGAACCACACGUCGCAGAUCGAGAUCGUGCGGCAGGACCGCAGCAUGGAGCAGAUCGUGUUCCCGGUGCCUGGCAUCUGCCAGUUCCUGACGGAGGAGACCAAGCACCGGCUCUUCACCACCACCGAGCAGGACGAGCAGGGCAGCAAAGUGAGCGACUUCUUCGACCAGUCCUCCUUCCUGCACAACGAGAUGGAGUGGCAGCGCCGGCUCCGCAGCAUGCCGCUCAUCUACUGGUUCUCGCGCCGCAUGACCCUGUGGGGCAGCAUCUCCUUCAACCUGGCCGUGUUCAUCAACAUCAUCAUCGCCUUCUUCUACCCUUACGUGGAGGGCGCCUCCACAGGCGUGCUGGGCUCCCCGCUCAUGUCGCUGCUCUUCUGGAUCCUCAUCUGCUUCUCCAUCACGGCCCUGUUCACCAAGCGCUACAGCAUCCGCCCGCUCAUCGUGGCGCUCAUCCUGCGCUCCAUCUACUACCUGGGCAUCGGGCCCACGCUCAACAUCUUGGGCGCCCUCAACCUGACCAACAAGAUCGUGUUUGUGGUGAGCUUCGUGGGCAACCGUGGCACCUUCAUCCGUGGCUACAAGGCCAUGGUCAUGGACGUGGAAUUCCUCUACCACGUGGGCUACAUCCUGACCAGUGUCCUGGGCCUCUUUGCCCAUGAGCUCUUCUACAGCAUCCUGCUCUUUGACCUCAUCUACCGGGAGGAGACGCUGUUCAACGUCAUCAAGAGCGUGACCCGCAACGGCCGCUCCAUCCUGCUCACGGCGCUGCUGGCGCUCAUCCUGGUCUACCUCUUCUCCAUCGUGGGCUUCCUCUUCCUCAAGGACGACUUCAUCCUGGAGGUCGACCGGCUGCCUAGCAACCACUCCAGAGCCAGCCCCCUAGCGAUGCCACACGGAGCUGCCGCGUUUGUGGGCACGUGCAGCGGGGACAAGAUGGACUGUGUCUCCGGAGUGUCGGUGCCCGAGGCCCUGGAAGAAGAUGGGGAGCCGGACAGCACGGAGCGGGCCUGCGACACUCUGCUGAUGUGCAUCGUCACGGUCAUGAACCACGGGCUGCGCAAUGGAGGCGGCGUGGGCGACAUCCUCCGCAAGCCCUCCAAAGAUGAGUCUCUGUUCCCAGCCCGCGUGGUCUACGACCUGCUGUUCUUCUUCAUCGUCAUCAUCAUCGUGCUGAACCUCAUCUUCGGCGUGAUCAUCGACACCUUCGCCGACCUGCGCAGUGAGAAGCAGAAGAAGGAGGAGAUCCUCAAGACCACCUGCUUCAUCUGCGGUCUGGAGAGGGACAAGUUUGACAACAAGACGGUGUCGUUCGAGGAGCACAUCAAGCUGGAGCACAACAUGUGGAACUACCUGUACUUCAUCGUGCUGGUCCGCGUCAAGAACAAGACCGACUACACCGGCCCCGAGAGCUACGUGGCCCAGAUGAUCAAGAAUAAGAACCUGGACUGGUUCCCCCGGAUGCGAGCCAUGUCCCUCGUGAGCAACGAGGGUGAGGGGGAACAGAACGAGAUCCGCAUUCUUCAGGACAAGCUCAACUCCACCAUGAAGCUGGUGUCCCACCUCACCACCCAGCUCAACGAGCUCAAGGAGCAGAUGACCGAGCAGCGGAAACGCAGGCAGCGCCUGGGCUUUGUGGAUGUGCAGAACUGCAUGAGCCGCUGAAGACGCCCGGAGGCCCUGACCAGGACGGCCAACGCCGGGGCUGUGCCCGGGCAUGCUGCCCACUCCCCCGGGCCAGGGGGCCCAGCCAGCCAGGUGGCCUUUCAAGGCCAGGGACCCACCCAGGGUCUAGCUCCUGCCUGCCAGACCUCCCCCCCAGCCCACCCCAGGCUGAGGCCAGCACGGAGGGGGAGCCUCAGAGCUGGUGGUCCUGCCUCGAGCCCUCAAGUCCACUGGGACUCAGUUUACCUUAAUGCCUUAGAAGUCCCGGUGACCUGCGUUCCUUCGGGCAGUGCCUGCCGGUCCCGUGGCACCCCCGCGGCGUCAGCAGUGGGCUCCCCUUUCCUCUCCAAGCACUACAUUUCGCUGCUGCUGCCUCUGGGGAGGUGGUGGCGGUGCUGUCACUAAGCGACUUUAGGGCUUAGUUAUUUAACUUAUUCCAAGGUGCCCUGCUCAGCCCUGUCGCCCAGGUGUCCUGGUGACUCAAAGACGGGCAGCCUUUACCCCAGGACCUGCCUCUCCCUGGGCCAGCCGCACGGGCUGAGCACUGCGAGUGGCUGUUUGUUGACUGCCUGUUUUUUCUCCUUUGGGUGUAUUGUUUUACAAGUCUUUUGUCUCGAGAACUAAUGUUAAUUGCCUUAAAUAAAUUAAUAGAAAUAAACCCAGCUCAUUAAAAAGGAGUGCAUGUCCUGCCUGUACUCCCCCACGGGCCUCGCCUGCGGCCACGAUGCUCCUCAGGCUCAUGGGAGGGGCUCACAGCGCGUGGCGACACAGUUCCCACCAUCCCCUCCGUGUUUAUUCCACAGAUUUCACAGUACACAGCCUCUUCUCUGGGCCGUGU
Molecule: messenger RNA, 8999 nt
Organism: Lepus europaeus (European hare)
Lineage: Eukaryota; Metazoa; Chordata; Mammalia; Lagomorpha; Leporidae
Gene: ITPR3
Product: inositol 1,4,5-trisphosphate receptor type 3
Exons: 57
Coding region: 83-8161 (2692 amino acids)
Biological process (GO): calcium ion transmembrane transport
Cellular component (GO): membrane; endoplasmic reticulum
Molecular function (GO): inositol 1,4,5 trisphosphate binding; inositol 1,4,5-trisphosphate-gated calcium channel activity
Source: RefSeq, a predicted model, not a curated record